Molecule: messenger RNA, 2697 nt
Organism: Helianthus annuus (common sunflower)
Lineage: Eukaryota; Viridiplantae; Streptophyta; Magnoliopsida; Asterales; Asteraceae
Exons: 1
Coding region: 1-2697 (898 amino acids)
Cellular component (GO): intracellular membrane-bounded organelle
Source: RefSeq, a predicted model, not a curated record
AUGAAUCCUUCACUCCUGUUCCAUUUCUUCUUCAUGUUCUUCACUUUUUUAACUUCAAAAGCCUUUUUUACAUCUUCUUCAAUCUCCUACUCUGAUCACUGCAAUUCUUACGCUCCGGAAGCCACUCCUACUGAUCGAAUCUUCACCCGGUUCCCGUUUCUUGAACCGGUAACUAGCCAUUACACAGGCGGUCAAAACAUUCUUGAUCAAGAUGGCCCAUCACAAAGGUCCAUCCUCUUCGAAGCCACCCGUAACCUAUUCAAGACAAACGUCGUUGACACGUACAAAAUCCAGGCCCGGUUGAGUUUCAUUUCAUCAAAUAUAUAUUAUCGCCCGACCAAUUUUAGUAAUAUCAGGUCUAGUUAUUCACGGGUUGGUAGGAGAUAUCGUCGUACGUUGGUGUUUUAUCUAGACGGGUUUUGGUCAGUGUCUACGAGUAAGCUUUGUAUGGUUGGAUCGGCUCGUUGGUUUACAAAAGAAGGUAAUUCACUUAAACUAAACGCUGUUCUUAAGCUUAAAUUCGCUCGGUUCAUAAACUUGGAUAACAGUUUAGUAAGUGGAAUGUUGGAGAGUUUAGCUUCUCCUAAUGAUUUUGAUUACUUUGACCCGAUUUCAAUGUUGGGUUUCCCUCGAGUGGCUCCGUUCAAAUACAACUAUACGUUGGUAUCUAAUGAAGAGUGUAACGUAACUAAAACCAAGACCAUCCAAGAUUCGGCAAUUAGUAUGAAAACGAAAGAUAUAUGUUCGAUUUUCACUCAACGAUUCACAACUUACAAGUUGGAGUAUCCGAGUAAAUGUACGAAUUGUUCAUUUUUGGGUCAAGAUAACGGUUACUUGCCUACUUUCGUGUCACUGUACGCGAUACAGUGUUCUCAACAAGACAAAAAGCUACGCUUUUUAGUAGAAUUUCAAGACAGAAGGUUUACUCCAUAUGAUCAACCAUUCCGACCUGACAUAUCACUAAUCGGUGAAGGAACAUGGAAUGGGACAAAAGAUGAGUUGUGCAUCGUUGCGUGUCGCAUCUUGAACCAAAGUGAUCCUAUGGGUAGCGCCCGUGUUGGGGAUUGCUCGAUUAGGUUGACUUUGUGGUUCCCUGCGGUUUGGUCAAUCACGAAAACACAUACCACCGAGGGUCAAAUUUGGACUACCAAGUUAACAGAUGAUUUGGGGUCGUUUAAAAUGGCUAAGUUUCAAAGCUUUGAUCAUAGCAGGGAGCAUUACGGGUUGAAGUAUGAAUAUACACAAAUGGAAAAAGUAAAAAGGAAAUGCCCGAAAAAGAAGCAUGUAGGGGGAGAGUAUCAAUCAUCGUAUUAUGGUUUUGACAUGUUUGUCAAACAUAAGAACAUGGUUUCGAGAGGUUCUAUAGUCCCGGUCUUUGUGGGAGGUCGAGGGUUCAACGAUUACACAUUUGGGAAUCCAAACUUAAGUCCAUGGCUAGUGGCGGCAGCCCCAUUGGGAGUUAUUUCAACCACUGCAUACAACGGUCCAGUGAACAUCAGCUUUGAGAUCAGUUUUAUGUUGAACAUUAGUUCCGUUUCAAGAAGCGGGAUUUCGUCGCUAAAUCUAUCCUCUACCGAUAAUGAUAGAACGUCGGUGGAGAUCUCUGCAGAAGGGGUUUAUGACGAUGAAACAGGCCAAGUUUGUAUGGUUGGUUGUAGAAACUUGAAAAACGCUUCGUUUGACUGUGAGAUCCUGGUAAACUUCCAAUUCCCACAAGGUAACCAAAGUUUAAUAAAGGGGAAUAUUCGGAGCUUACGUAAAAAAACCGAUGUUUUGUACUUUGAGAAUCUUGAUAUCUUUUCACUUACGUUCUCCGAAUCUGAAGCGAAAGAAUCAAUAUGGAGAAUGGAUUUAGAAAUCAUCAUGGUCUUGAUAACGGACACACUUAUGUGCGUGUUUACAGGAGGACAACUAUUGCAUUUGAAAAAGAGGCCUGAAAUGAUUAAUUUCAUUUCGGUUUUGAUGAUGCUGAUUCUUACUCUCGGGCACAUGGUUCCUUUAGUGUUAAACUUCGAGGCGAUAUUCUCGAACACUAGGAAUCAGCAAAAUGUACCGAUUGGAAGUAAUGGGUUGCUUGAAGUGAAUGAGGUGAUUGUGAGGAUAGUGACGAUGGUGGCUUUCAUUUUGCAAUUCCGUCUUCUUCAAUUAACAUGGAUUGCGAAAAAGGAUCGUUGGAUUCAUGAGAUACGGACACUUGUCACUUGUUUACCUAUGUAUGUUAUCGGUGGGUCAGCAAUGUUGCUAGUGAACUGGAAGAACACUGAUGACAGUUUUUCAAGUCAACUUUCGAGUCAAAGUCAACGUUCCGUCUGGGGUGAUUUGAGGUCUUAUGCUGGACUAACCCUUGAUGGUUUCCUAUUCCCACAACUAAUACUCAAUAUUUUCCAGAGAUCUAAAGGAAAUGCUUUGAGUCAUUGGUUUUAUAUAGGGACCACAUUCGUCCGAUUAAUACCUCAUGCGUAUGAUCUUUACAGGGGUCAAAAGUAUAUACGCCAUCGGUUUGAAAGGCUAUAUAUUUAUGCAAAUCCGAGAGCAGAUUUUUACUCACCUUCUUGGGAUAUUGUCAUUGUUUGUGGAGGCCUAGUGUUUGCAGUGAUCAUUUUCUUGCAGCAACGUUUUGGUGGUCGGUUUAUGUUUCCGAAGCGAUUCCAGCAGCAUGUUGAGUAUGAAAUGGUGCCUGUAACAAGCAAUGAGUAA